This is a messenger RNA of Prunus armeniaca (apricot), 1563 nucleotides long. Lineage: Eukaryota; Viridiplantae; Streptophyta; Magnoliopsida; Rosales; Rosaceae. The record is from the annotation of a GenBank genome assembly.
AUGGAGCCAACCGCAGGCAAGCCAGGCCUUCUGAAGAACGUUCUGGUACGCUGCUUCUUAUUCGGCGUUUUGAUCAUACUGUGCCGUUUUGCCUACGUCGUCACCGUCACCGGCGAGUCGUGCAAGCUCGGCAACUUCUGCUUCUUGUCUCUGCCUGAAAAUCUCAACUUCGUUAUUGCGAGAACCGGUGGUCCGGCCAUAGCCGCCAAAAACGGCGCCGUACCUUCGACUUCGGCGGGGUCCUCGCUACCGGAUCUGUACACCAGCAAGGACUGGAUUAAGGCCGUCCAUUUUUACUCCUCCGUCUUCCAAGAUCUCAUGGCGCAAGGCUUCCUCUCCCGGAAGGCCAAGUCUCUGUGCGUAGAGACCCCGACCGGGCAUGACGUGUACGCUCUGAGAGAGUCCGGCGUCAAGGGCGCCGUCGGUAUUUUCAAGAAAGCUUCGAGGCCUCUGGUAAUUCCAGGAGACCCGCACCGUUUACCGUUCGGUGACAAUAGUUUUGAUUUCGUUUUCUCGGGCGGAGGCAGACUCGAUAAGUCGCCAAAGCCGUCGGAUUUCGCCGCCGAGAUCGUACGGACGCUGAAGCCCGAAGGGAUUGCGGUGGUCCACAUCGGCGCGAAAGACACCUACAGCUUCCAUUCGUUUAUUGAUUUGUUCAAUUGCUGCAAGCUCGUGACUUCGCGCGACGUCGAGGGUUUCGAUGAUUCCAUGCCCAAAAUUCGCGAGAUGGUGUUGAAGAAGGAGUGUGAUGAUGGUGAGAUUGAGCUUCUGAGCAAUACUAGGAUUGAGAACGGUGGUGGCAAUUUGGGUAAUAAGUGCUCGGUUCCUGGGCAUAAGCUAGAGUUGGUCAGGAAAGCCGAGCCUUUGAUUGAAACAGAGCCGUUGAAGCCAUGGAUUACUUUGAAGAAGAAUAUACAGAAUGUCAAGUACCUUCCAGCAAUGGCGGAUAUAAGCUUUAAGAAGCGGUAUGCUUAUGUGGAUGUUGGAGCUAGAGGCUAUGGCUCCAGCAUUGGCAGCUGGUUCAAGAAGCAAUACCCAAAACAGAACAAGACUUUCGAAGUGUUUGCCAUUGAGGCCGAUAAAACUUUUCAUGAGCAGUACAAGUUGAAGAAGAGGGUUACUUUGUUGCCUUAUGCAGCUUGGGUGAGGAACGAAACACUGUCGUUUGAGAUUAACGGUGACCCGGGCGAGAAGGUGAAGGAGAAAGGCAGAGGUAUGGGGAGAAUUCAGCCGGCGAAGUCGGCUGAUGGCGGGUUUAAUGGGGAGGUGGAUCAAAUUCAGGGGUUUGAUUUCGCAAAUUGGUUGAAGAACACCUUUUCGGAGAAGGAUUUCGUGGUGAUGAAGAUGGAUGUGGAAGGGACCGAAUUCGAUUUGAUCCCGAGGCUGUUUGAGACAGGAGCCAUUUGUUUGAUUGAUGAGAUUUUUCUGGAGUGCCAUUACAAUAGGUGGCAGAGGUGUUGCCCUGGUGAGAGGAGCUCAAAGUAUGAGAAAACUUAUGGUCAAUGCUUGGACCUCUUCACUUCACUGAGGCAAAGUGGAGUUCUUGUUCACCAAUGGUGGUGA